AUGUUGUCGCAAAAGCUUGCCGCCAUUACCCUCAAUCGAACGGAUACCGAACCACUCCCCGUUGGCAUCGCUCCAAAGGUGUUCUCGCCACAAUACCGUUGGCGUUCAGACCAGCCAAAACCGCAAUCGAAGGAAUGGACGCAUCGAUUGAGCGCCGAGUCUCUUCUCCGGCAGGCCUCCACGCUGAAGGCAUCUGCGAGCUCCAAAGCCAUAGUUCCUAUUUGCAAUCUUGGUGUUGCUCGUCCCGUUGCGUCGACAAUUCCAUGGAAUGCCAUGGCGAUGUCGUUGAAGGAGUCUGCCACGGUUGGCAUUUCCCCACAAGAUAAAAGUGCCUCAAUGUCCUGCAUCGAGGGCGAGCUUGACUGGGACCUGGGUCAUGCACUCAACUAUGGCCACUCGGCGGGAUCACCGCAACUCCUUCGGUUUAUUACCGAGCACGUGGAACUGGUGCAUGAGCCACAGAUCAGAGACUGGGCCACGAGCUUGACUUGUGGUAACACAAGUGCGCUGGACAUCAUCCUACGCAUGCUGUGUGAACGUGGAGAUUGGCUGUUGACUGAAGCAUACACGUAUCCUGGCACGUUGGAGAUGGUGAAGCCCAUGGGAAUCAGUCUUCUCGGCAUUGCGAUGGAUGAGCAAGGACUUCUUCCGGAUGCUCUGGAGCAACAGCUGGUGACGUGGGACUCGACUCGCGGGCGUAAGCCCUUUGUGCUUUAUAUGAUUCCAUGUGGACAAAAUCCUACUGGUGCGACACAAGGUCUCGAAAGACGCAAAGCGAUUUAUGAAGUCGCAGAACGCCACGAUCUGAUCAUCGUCGAGGACGAUCCGUACUUUUUCCUGAGACUUGGCGAAUAUGGCGCUUCGCCUCCCGCUUCCGCAGACGAGUACCUGGCCAAUCUUCCCCAAUCGUACCUUUCUCUCGAUCGUUCCGGAAGAGUGCUUCGACUUGAUGCAACAUCCAAGAUUCUGUCCGCAGGCCUGCGUGCUGGUUGGGUCACAGGUUGUGAGCAGCUGAUCAACCAAUUUAUUUACCACACUGAGUUCUGCACCACUGCUGUCAGCGGUCCCUCGCAGAUCCUGAUGUAUAAACUGCUGGAUCAGACGUGGGGGCAUCUGGGGUUCGUAGAAUGGCUUCGGGCCCUCUCAUCGCGCUACCGCGAGUCGCGUGAUGCAUUGAUUGCAGCCUGCGAGCGAUGGCUUCCCGAAAGCUGUGCUUGGAGUGUGCCUACAUGUGGCAUGAUGGUGUGGGUGCGCGUCGACGUCUCGAAAUUUCCCGACUACUCGCGACUCCACGCGCACGAGGUCGAAGAUGCAAUUCACGCCUCUGCAGUGUCUUCGGGGUUGCUGCUGAGUAAAGGUAGCUGGUUUGCAGUGCAGCAGGCAGAAAUUCCCAGCAAUGUUAUUGCCUUGAGGCUGACGUUUGCUGCUGCGCCCAAGGAAUCAUUCGAUGCUGGCAUGAAGUGUCUGAGAGAUGCGGUCCUUGGUGUCCAAAGCUGCAGCAGGAAUGGUGUUUGAACGUGGUUCCAAAGUCAUGAGGAGUCUAGUUUAGGUACCUAUCAUGAAUGAUGACUGUUUAUUCAAAC
Molecule: messenger RNA, 1583 nt
Organism: Sphaerulina musiva SO2202
Lineage: Eukaryota; Fungi; Ascomycota; Dothideomycetes; Mycosphaerellales; Mycosphaerellaceae
Product: PLP-dependent transferase
Exons: 2
Coding region: 1-1515 (504 amino acids)
Biological process (GO): aromatic amino acid catabolic process; L-tyrosine biosynthetic process
Molecular function (GO): L-2-aminoadipate:2-oxoglutarate transaminase activity; pyridoxal phosphate binding; aromatic-amino-acid:2-oxoglutarate transaminase activity
Source: RefSeq, a predicted model, not a curated record